UAUAUAUUACACAAAAUUCCGUAACAAAUAUUAUUGUUUUUUCUUCUAGUGUCGCCUCAACCACAUGGCUCCUCACAAAUUAUUACACAAAAAAGUUCAAUAAUACCCACAUUUUCCCCCUAUAAAAUCCCCAAAAUCAUAUCACAAUUUUCUCACCACGCAGCUCUGAAGCAAAGCACACACUACCUUCAUUUCUUCACACACACACACACACACUCAUUCAAACCCUCUCUCCAAAUGGCUUCAAGAGCUGCCAUUUUUCUUGUGUUGAACAUUCUCUUCUUCACAUUAGUGAGCUCGAACAAUGUCCCAUGCCCUCCCUCGACUUCAACCCCUACCCCAAAACCUUCGUCACCGGCCCACCACGGCCACGGCCACAAGCCGUCGAAAGGGAAGUGCCCCAAAGACACCCUAAAACUGGGAGUGUGCGCCAACUUGCUGAAUGACUUGGUGCACCUUGUGGUGGGAACCCCUCCCAAGAGCCCAUGCUGCACCCUAAUUGGGGGCUUGGCCGAUCUCGAGGCGGCCGUGUGCCUCUGCACCGCCAUCAAGGCCAAUGUGCUGGGCAUCAACCUCAACGUGCCCAUCUCCCUCAGCUUGCUCUUGAACUACUGCGGCAAGAAGGUUCCCUCUGGCUUCCAAUGCGCCUAAUAAGCCCGAUUUGAUCAAUUCAUGUCUUGAUAUUGUGUGUUAUGUCGAUUCCUUGUGUUAUUUGUUUUGUUCAUUUUAUAUCUUUGGUGGCUUCUCGCCUUCUGUCAUUUGAAUGGUUACCUACUCAAGCACCAUCUUAACAUUAAUGAAAUGGAUGAUUUUGAUUA
This is a messenger RNA of Salvia miltiorrhiza (redroot sage), 818 nucleotides long. Its product is annotated as 14 kDa proline-rich protein DC2.15-like. The coding region runs from base 238 to 651 and encodes 137 amino acids. The transcript has a single exon. Lineage: Eukaryota; Viridiplantae; Streptophyta; Magnoliopsida; Lamiales; Lamiaceae. The record is from RefSeq and is a predicted model, not a curated record.